Molecule: messenger RNA, 1272 nt
Organism: Recurvomyces mirabilis
Lineage: Eukaryota; Fungi; Ascomycota; Dothideomycetes; Mycosphaerellales; Teratosphaeriaceae
Exons: 4
Coding region: 1-1272 (423 amino acids)
Biological process (GO): arachidonate metabolic process
Cellular component (GO): membrane
Source: RefSeq, a predicted model, not a curated record
AUGGGGUGGGAUACGUCUCUCUGCAUACAAAGAUUCGAAAACAUCGCUACGAAGACCUUUGAUCGCCAUGCAAGCUCGGGCUUCAGCUUUGCCCGCCUACAAAACCUCGCCUUGUCCUAUCUCCGAGACGGACAGUACAGCUCUUCUCCAAUCGAGGCAGCUUUUCGAUCUGAGCUUGGUAAGGAUAUCCGCAUGUUCAAUCCCUUGAGCUCGGAUCUUAAGGUUGCUGUCACGACAACAACGGCCAAGGAGUCCAAAACAUGUCUGUUCUCAAAUUAUAACGGCAAUCUGCGGUCGUGUGACAGCGGGUACGACGUAGUAAGAACUCGUGAAUCGGUUCAUGAUGUUUCUGUAGCACAAGCGGCAAGUUGUACGAGCGCAGCCCCAUGGUUUUUCCGACCCAAGGCAAUCGAGAACGUGGGCACUUUCCAAGAUGGUGGUCUGCAGCAUAACAACCCCCUCAAUCUAGCGCUGUGGGAGCUCCGACAUCUGUGGCCCGAUCGAAGUACUCCAGACUUCGCGCUGUCCAUUGGCACUGGCUAUUCUGAGUCACUCUUGUCCAGAGCUUGUGUAGGAACACAAUCACCUGUAAGGGAUCGGUUCAUUGCGCGACUCUUCAAGACCUUCAUGAAGAGCCUCGAUGGCGAAAAGAUGUGGAAAGAGUUUCAUAACAGUCUUCCUGAUUACGCUAAGCAGAGGUACCAUCGCAUCAACAUCGCGGUCGAAGGCUCUGAGCCUGCAAUUGACGAUAUCGCCAGUAUGCACAACCUCAAGCGACAGGCACUAGCGUUUCUGGAGCGCGACAACAAUUUGCAGGCAGCACUGGACGCUAUGAUAUCAUCCCUUUUUUAUUUCGAGCUGGAAGAUGUGCCAGAGCAAUGUGAAACUGGGUACGUCUGCGAUGGACAUAUCUAUUGCAGGUUAGCUCUACCACCAAACGGCAGGCGUUGGCUUUUCACUCAGUUGACCAAGACGUCCUCGUUCUUCAUUAUCCUUGGGCAGCCUAUCGCAUGCGUGGAUCGUACUUCGAAGAAUCUCCCCUCAUUCAGACGUCGUGUGCGUUUCACCAUUGGCUCCUUGGAUGAGAACAUCGGCAUUACCUUGAGAGGGAUAACGGAUUCUCCUACUGCCAUUAGCGGUAUGCCUAAGACGGCGAAGCAGUUGGUAGAGAUGCAAGGCUUGACAGCAGACUUCGGCUGUCUAGACCACAGAGGUAUAGACAAGGCGCUCCCUCGACUUCCUCAGAAGCGAAAACACUAUGGUAUUGCUUGA